Molecule: messenger RNA, 628 nt
Organism: Trypanosoma cruzi
Lineage: Eukaryota; Euglenozoa; Kinetoplastea; Trypanosomatida; Trypanosomatidae
Product: ATP-dependent DEAD/H RNA helicase, putative
Exons: 1
Molecular function (GO): RNA helicase activity; nucleic acid binding; ATP binding
Source: RefSeq, a predicted model, not a curated record
AUGAGCAGUGGACUUGCCGACUUUGACGGAGAUGAUGUGAAGGUGCCGAUUGUGUCCGCACAGCCACAUAUGGGUGUGGGCAUGGGAACACACAGUGCCGUUGCCCUGGGGGGGUUUCAGGACUUUUGUCUCAAGAGCGAACUCGCCAACGCCAUCCGCGAGAACGGCUUUGAGCACCCAAGCGAAGUGCAACAUCAGGCAUUGCCGCAGGCGAUGCUUGGCGCUGACAUUCUUGCGCAGGCCAAGUCCGGUAUGGGGAAGACGGCUGUCUUUGUCUUUGCGCUGUUGGAGCAAAUUGAAAAGGUGCCAGAGGGGCAGAAGCCGCAUUGUCAGGCAAUUGUUGUCGUCCACGCCCGAGAGUUGGCGUACCAGAUUGAGCAGGAGUUCAAGCGGUUUAACAAGUAUUUGCCGUAUUGCACCACUGGUGUCUUUUUUGGUGGAAUCCCAGAGGACGAAAACGUGAAGCAGCUCAAAAAGGAAGUCCCCGCGAUAGUGGUGGGAACACCGGGGCGCCUCAGCGCACUUAUUCAGCGCAAGGCUCUCGAAGUGUCGCGCGUCAAGUGGUUUGUCGUGGAUGAGUUUGACCGCUGUUUAGAGGAUGUAAAGAUGCGCCGUGAGUACAGACGGU